Molecule: messenger RNA, 615 nt
Organism: Drechmeria coniospora
Lineage: Eukaryota; Fungi; Ascomycota; Sordariomycetes; Hypocreales; Ophiocordycipitaceae
Exons: 1
Coding region: 1-615 (204 amino acids)
Source: RefSeq, a predicted model, not a curated record
AUGGCGGAUGCAGAUCCCAUCGCCCUCCAACUGCCGUCCAAGUACGCAUCUGGAGGGCCGACGGUCGCAUCGACGUCGGCACCGUCUCUCGAGUGGCUCGCCCGCACCUGGACCGUCACGCACUCGACGCUCUCGAUGUGGCGGUCCGCGCGAAACGUGCGCAUCAGCUACAAGCCGUUGCCCCCCCGGUCCGACGGCCGUCAGCGCAUCGACGAUCGAGUCGAGUAUGAGCCCAGCAGCGAGACGGGCGUGUGCAAGACGGUCGAGGGCGUCGACAUGCAGGCCGAGGCUGGCCGCGGCCAGGCGUGGGACUGGCGCGGUAAAUCCUGGCUCUUCUUCGUCACCAGCCAUUGGGAGCUGCUCGGCUGGGGCGAGGAGACGACGGCCGACGGCCAGACGGAGCGCUGGGCCGUGACCUGGUUUGCGCCCACCAUCUUCACCAAGGAGGGCCUCGACAUCUACUGCGAUCGCCGGGAGGGUCUCAGCGAGGCCACGUACGCCAGAGUGUACCGGGCGUUGGAGAACAUGGACGCAGCCCAUGUAGCUGCCAUGGUGGCGACGCACAUGCGGCCGGUGGAGAUUAAGCUGCCUUGGACGGAGAAGCCAGCAAGGUGA